CCAAAAGGGCCUCCUCUCGCGAGACUGCGGUUCUGAGUGCGCAGGCGCAAACGCAAGCCCUUUCUCCGGCGAGAUGGCGAUGGGGUCGGUGUGCGGACGCAGGGAGCUUCUGCGCUUGCUACGGCCUCAGCGUCAAUUCCACAGCGUCGCAGGGCUCCGCCAAUGGCCACGGAAGCCGCUGACACCCGGGCUCCGGUUCCCAGCCGGCCGGCGCUGCGGACACCCACAUUAUGUCCUCCUCGCGGCCCCAGGCCCCCGGGGCCUCAGUACCUCUGCCAUAUUUUAUGCAGAAGCCCAGGAGGAACAGGAGCCUUGGGACCAGCAGAGGCCUCUUGUGCCCAUCUGUGUCCUGGGAGAGUCCAGAUGCAUUUGGUUCAGGCUCCUCCAGUUACUCCUGCAACUCCCCCACCCACAGCAGUACCUGAGGUGGCUUCUGGAGAAACUGCAGAUAUAGUCCAAGCUGCUGCAGAACAGAGCUUCAGUGAACUUGGUUUGGGGUCAUACACCCCAGUGGGACUGAUCCAGAACUUACUGGAAUUUAUGCACGUUAACCUAGGCCUGCCUUGGUGGGGGGCCAUUGCUACAUGUACAGUCCUUGCCCGUUGCCUGGUGUUUCCUCUCAUCGUGAAGGGCCAGCGAGAGGCAGCCAAGAUCCACAACCACUUGCCAGAGAUUCAGAAGUUUUCCGCUCGAAUCAGAGAAGCCAAGUUGACAGGAAACCACACUGAGUUUUACAGGGCCUCCUCGGAAAUGACGUUCUACCAGAAAAAGCAUGACAUUAAACUCUUUAAACCUCUUAUUCUGCCUUUGACUCAGGCCCCGAUCUUCAUCUCCUUCUUCAUUGCUUUGAGGGAAAUGGCCAACCUUCCUGUGCCCAGCCUGCAGACAGGUGGUCUCUGGUGGUUCCAAGAUCUCACACUAUCUGACCCCACCUACAUAUUACCCCUGGUGGUCACUGCUACAAUGUGGGGUGUUCUUGAGUUAGGUGCAGAAACUGGCAUGCAAAGUUCUGACCUUCAGUGGAUGAGAAAUUUUAUCAGAUUGAUGCCCCUGGCAGUCUUGCCCAUAACUAUCCAUUUUCCCUCUGCAGUGUUCAUGUAUUGGUUCUCCUCCAACAUGUUUUCCCUGGGCCAGGUGCUUUGCCUCCGUAUUCCAGCCGUCCGCACAGUACUUAAAAUCCCCCAGCGUGUUGUACAUGACUCUAGCACAUUACUUCCACGGGAAGGCUUCAUUAAGAGCUUCAAAAGAGGUUGGAAGAAUGCUGAAAUGGCACAUCAGCUACAAGAGCGGGAACGACGCAUGCAGAAUCACUUGGAGCUAGCAGCCAGGGGUCCUUUACGCCAGACCUUUACCCACAACCCUCUGCUACAGCCUGGAAAGAAUGACCCUCCCAUCACCACUAACAGCAGUAGCAACAAACCAAAGGCAAAGCAUCCCUGGCGUGACACACUUGGCUGAAUUCUGUUCCCUGCUCGUACUGGCAGGAACUCUCUCUCUUUUCAGAGAAGUCAGCCUUAGAAUGAGAUUUGAUGCUGGGUCCUUGCCCCAGACCUAGAAACCGUGGGACAUGUUGAUCUUCACUUUAAAAGUGGAUUCUGCUCCAGACUCUUCCACCUAAGUGUAAGAGAGCACUGGGGAACCAAGUGAUCUUCCCAUCCACAGAGUUAGUAGACCUCUGUACUACCCUCUGCUUUUGGAUGCUUAUUAAACAGGGAAAUGGA
Messenger RNA from Phacochoerus africanus (Common warthog), 1721 nucleotides. It is a transcript of the gene OXA1L, whose product is annotated as OXA1L mitochondrial inner membrane protein. The coding region runs from base 163 to 1458 and encodes 431 amino acids. The record is from RefSeq and is a predicted model, not a curated record. Lineage: Eukaryota; Metazoa; Chordata; Mammalia; Artiodactyla; Suidae. Gene Ontology annotation, biological process: mitochondrial respiratory chain complex IV assembly; protein insertion into mitochondrial inner membrane from matrix. The transcript has 11 exons. Gene Ontology annotation, molecular function: membrane insertase activity. Gene Ontology annotation, cellular component: mitochondrial inner membrane.